GAUUAAAUGAACACUGAAAACCAAUCAAAAGAGUCGUCACUAAUGGACGAAGAUGAAAAAUGGAUGCUGACAGGAAAACAAGGAAGUAAUCUAAUUUUGUCGUGACAUCCAUGAAAAAUGUCAUUUCUGAGUUCUAGAAUUGAAAAAGUUAUGGGCAAGGAAGUGGAGUUACUCGAAGCAGCACGAACUGGUAACUUGCAAACUGUAGAGAAAAUUCUUUCAAGUGGUAAAGGAAGAAAAUCUCAUCAUGUUGGAGCAGCGCUUGUUAAAUUGAGCAGUUUUCUGAAGUCAGUGAAUGUGAAUUAUACAGACAAGAAUGGUUAUUCCGCCUUACACCAUGCUGCAGUCAAUGGAUAUAGAGAUGUUGUUGAAGCAUUGUUAAAAGCAGAUGCACAGCCUGGUCUUAUUGACUGCCAGGGUUGUACCCCUGUUCACCUGGCUGCCUGGAAUGGUGAUGCUGAAAUUGUCAUGCAGCUGUUGACAGCAGGAAUCGACAGCGAAGAAGUGAAUCCUGUCAAUGUAAAUCAUCAGAAUGGUACAGGUGAUACAGCUCUGCAUUGUGCAGCUCAGUAUGGCCAUGUGGCUGUGGUAGACGUCUUAUUACAGAAAUCAGCAAACCCAACCAUAAGGAAUCUGAAUGAGGCUUCACCGCUGGACCUAGCUUCACAGUAUGGUCGCCUUGAGGUUGUGCAGCGGUUGUUGAUAUCGCACCCAGAGUUGGCGCGACACCCGUCAAGCACACAGUCACCAUUGCAUCUAGCAUCUCGAAAUGGACACAGAGAUAUUGUAGCUGUGUUGCUGGAUAAUAAUUUUGAUAUACAGACUAUGACUGAAACAGGUAAUGCCUUACACGAGGCGGCCUUGCACGGGAAACUUGAUGUGGUAAAGCUGUUACUAGAGCGAGGUAUUGAUGUGAACCAGAGGGACUACAAGGGUCAGACCGUGCUGGAGCUGCUUAGUGCACACCAAGCUCAACAAAAAUCCUUCACAGAAAUAACCAAAGCUAUACAAGAACACAUGAAUCAGUCUGGUGAUAAGUAUGAAAGCUUGGCAAACUGUCGUAGUGGAAUAGAUAAACCUACUGCUGCUGUUAAGCCCCUCCCACCUGAGAAACCAAGUCCUUCUGAUAGGCCACACCCACCAGACAAGCCACUCCCUGUAGAUGCUGCAGAGAAAGAAGGCACACCAGAGAGGCCGGUUCCUACACCAAGAGUUUCAAUGUACAAAGUUUCUCCGGAAGGGGAACAAGAAAAUAUUUCAGUUGUACCAACAUAUUCUAAACCAAAUAAAGAGAAAUUGGAUAUGGAUAGGGUGAUAAGUACAGCCAGCUCCACAACUGAUGAUGUGCCACCACCGUUACCACCAAGACAUUCAAUAUUCACACAAGAGGGAAGACUUUCCUUACUUCCAGCAGAACACAGUAUACCCAGCAUUCCUGAAUCUAGUCCACCUACAUCAAAAGCUAACAUGCCUAAACCAAAGAAGCCACCAAGACAGAAAAGAUCUCCGGCUCCAGUGCGUAAAUCUCCACCACUCUCUUCACAAGAGCCUGUUUCCUCUACAACUUCUACUCCUGAGAUAUCAGGUACUAACAUUCCAGAAAGUUUUGUUAACAUUCCCCCUGCACAAACCUCAAAUAUUGACUCCACUGAUUGUGAAAGCACUUCCCAGCAUUCCGGGCAAAAUGUAGACGAAUUGCAUUCCACAGCACAAGGAACAGACCAAUCAGAUUGUAGUUCACCAAAUUCUUGUUUACAAAGAACUGACCAAUCAGAUUGCAGCAUUCCAAAUUCAACACAUUGUUGUCCCCCUGUAAAAAGCCCAAGACCAUCGUUGUCUCCUAAAACAAUAGUUGCUAAGGAAGAUAACUCUGUUGAGCCAAAGACAACUAGACCUGUUAGUGAAGGAUUUUACAUGGAGAUGUCAAAAGUAAACCAUUCUGACCAGUCAGGAAGACCAGUUUCAGAGGUCAAACCACAAGUGAAGGCCAGUGUCAAUUCUUCUAAUGUACAAGAACAACAAUCUUCACAGCAAGGGGUAGAUAACUAUGGUAUUCUUUUUCCAAAUUUACGAAAAUUAUCUGCCGAUUUGUCACGUAAAACAAGACCAGAACUUCGUAGAAUGAACACAGCUCCUAACCCUUCGGAUGAUGUGUAUGUGAGUCCUAAUCCUUCUUCACCUACUGAUAGAUUUAAAGAAAGACAAGGCCAGCUUCGUAGAGCAAAUACUGCCCCUGAAGAAUCAACAUACCUAGUGAUGAGUAACAAAACAGAUGGUGAAGACAGUAAAGCUAUUACUGAGAAUGAAAAUGAAUAUUCAGAAAUUCCGGAAAAAGAAGGUUCUCUUUCACCAUCAUCUCCAAAGGAAAAUAUCUAUGCAACCAUAACAGAGAAUGAUGCAGUUGGAAAGAGCACAGCAACUCUUGAAGUAGACACUAAUGUAUACUCCCAGAUUAAAGAUCUGUCUCCUGUACCUUCUCCUAAACAGAGAAGUGAAGACAGUAAAGAUGAUUGUACAGAAAAUAAAGAUAAAACAGUGGGCAUUGAUGAGACUGAUUCCAAAGAUGAAACCAAAGAUAGUGGAGAAAAUGCCGAACCUGUACAGGAAAAUUCUAAUAAAGGUUCACCCAAGCCAACCCACCUUGACUUUGUGAAGAGUAAACAGGGUACGCCCCUGACCCCUACAGGUUACCCCCAGCCCCCGACCCCUGAUUUUCCCCCACCUUCACCAGCAACUGCUAUGCUUGGUAUAGAAUUGAAGAUACAGCAGAUUAAACAGGAAUAUUAUCACCAGAUGGAUAGCAAACGGAAGUCUAGGGAUAUCACUACUCUCACUGAUGAUACUCUAGGCUGUAUUCAAGAGCAAAGGUCAGAGGUCAAGGACACUGAAGAAAGUUCCAAGGUCACUGAAACUACUUCUGAGGUCAAGGUACCUGAGACAAUUUCAGAGGUCAAAGUUACUGCAGAAGUAAAAGCUGAAGUUAAUGAAACAGUAAAAGAUAGUGAAGUUAAGGUGAAAGAAGUUUCUAGUGAAUUGGAAACUAACACAAAUGAAAUUUCAGAUUCACAUGUAACUCAAAGUGUUGAUACUCAAACAGAAUUAUUUGAACAAAAGUCGGGUGAUAAAACAGACAAAAGUGUUAAGGCUAGAUUCUGUGUUUAA
This is a messenger RNA of Ruditapes philippinarum (Manila clam), 3162 nucleotides long. RefSeq names its product cell surface glycoprotein 1-like. The coding region runs from base 118 to 3162 and encodes 1014 amino acids. Gene Ontology annotation, cellular component: cytosol. Gene Ontology annotation, molecular function: protein binding. Lineage: Eukaryota; Metazoa; Mollusca; Bivalvia; Venerida; Veneridae. The record is from RefSeq and is a predicted model, not a curated record. The transcript has 13 exons.